Molecule: messenger RNA, 2590 nt
Organism: Marmota flaviventris (yellow-bellied marmot)
Lineage: Eukaryota; Metazoa; Chordata; Mammalia; Rodentia; Sciuridae
Source: RefSeq, a predicted model, not a curated record
AUGAAACGAGGUCGCCUUCCCAGCAGCAGUGAGGAUUCUGACGACAAUGGCAGCCUGUCAACUACAUGGUCCCAGAACUCUAGAUCCCAGAACAGGAGAAGUUCCUGCUCCAGACAUGAAGACGGGAAGCCUUCAGAGGUGUUUAGGACAGACCUGAUCACCGCCAUGAAGUUGCAUGACUCCUACCAGCUGAACCCGGACGAGUACUAUGUGUUGGCAGAUCCCUGGAGACAGGAAUGGGAGAAAGGGGUCCAGGUGCCUGUGAGCCCGGGGACCAUCCCGCGGCCUGUGGCCAGGGUUGUGUCCGAAGAGAAAUCCUUCAUGUUCAUCAGGCCCAAGAAGUACAUAGUGACCUCGGGCUCUGAGCCUCCAGACUUGGGCUACGUGGACAUCCGGACGCUGGCCUUCAGCGUGUGUCGAUAUGACCUGAACGACAUGGAUGCCAUGUGGCUGGAGCUGACCAACGAGGAGUUCAAGGAGAUGGGAAUGCCUGAACUGGACGAGUUCACCAUGGAAAGGGUCCUGGAGGAAUUUGAGCAGCGAUGCUAUGACAGUAUGAAUCAUGCCAUCGAGACCGAGGAAGGCCUGGGGAUUGAGUACGAUGAAGACGUGGUCUGUGACGUCUGCCAGUCCCAUGGUGAGGACGGCAACGAGAUGGUGUUCUGCGACAAGUGCAACAUCUGUGUGCACCAGGCCUGCUAUGGAAUCCUCAAGGUGCGAGGCAGUUGGCUACGCCGGACCUGUGCCCUGGGAGUCCAGCCAAAAUGUUUGCUCUGUCCCAAGAAGGGCGGUGCUAUGAAGUCCACCCGCAGCGGAACCAAGUGGGUCCAUGUCAGCUGUGCCCUGUGGAUCCCUGAGGUGAGCAUUGGCAGCCCCGAGAAGAUGGAGCCCAUCACAAAGGUGUCUCACAUCCCCAGCAGCCGGUGGGCGCUCGUGUGCAGCCUCUGCAACGAGAAGUUCGGGGCCUCCAUACAGUGCUCCGUGAAGAACUGCCGCACGGCCUUCCAUGUGACCUGUGCUUUUGACCGGGGCCUGGAAAUGAAGACUAUCUUGGCAGAGAAUGAUGAAGUCAAGUUCAAGUCCUACUGCCCAAAGCACAGCUCCCACCGGAAGUCUCAGGAGAGCCUUGGCGAGGGCGCCACGCAGGAGAACCGGGCUCCCGAGUGCUCCCCCCGGAAUCCGCUGGAGCCCUUUGCCAGUCUGGAGCAGAACCGGGAGGAAGCCCACCGGGUGAGCAUCCGCAAGCAGAAGCUGCAGCAGCUGGAGGAUGGGUUCUACACCUUCGUCAACCUGCUGGACGUGGCCCGAGCCCUGAGGCUGCCUGAGGAAGUGGUGGACUUCCUGUACCAAUACUGGAAGCUCAAGAGGAAGGUCAACUUCAACAAGCCUCUGAUCACCCCAAAGAAAGACAAAGAGGACAAUCUAGCCAAGCGGGAGCAGGAUGUCUUGUUUAGGAGGCUGCAGCUGUUCACGCACCUGCGGCAGGACCUGGAGAGGGUUCGGAACUUCACUUACAUGGUGACCCGCAGGGAAAAGAUCAAGCGAUCUGUGUGCAGAGUCCAGGAACAGAUGUUCAGUCUGUACACUAAGCUCUUGGAGCAAGAAAGAGUUUCAGGUGUGCCUUCUUCCUGCUCCUCCUUCUCACUGGAACACAUGCUUCUGUUUAAUAGUCCUUCUGUGGGUCGCGAUGCUCCCAAGAUAGAGGACUUGAAAUGGCAUUCUGCGUUCUUCAGGAAACAAAUGGGUACUUCCUUGGUUCAUUCCCUGAAAAAGCCCCAUAACCGAGACCUGUUGCAGAACAGCAGUGGGGGCGAGGGCAAGGCCCUGCCCCAGCAGCCAGAGCUGUGCAGCGUGAGGGAGGGGCUGGGGGUCCCAGAGAGCUUUCUGAGUUUUGAAAACACCUUUGCAGAAGCACGUCUCAUAUCAGCACAACAGAAAAAUGGUGUGGUGACAGCAGACCACGGGAAAAGAGACAGUUUUUUUCAUUGUGAUCUCAUUAAAGGAGACUUGAAGGACAGACCUUUUAAACAGAGUCACAAGCCUCUCAGGUCCACAGAUGUGUCCCAGAGGCAUCUGGACAACACGAGAGCCGCCCCCUCCCUGGGAGUGGGGCAGUCAGCGCCUGGAGCCAGGAGGGACAUGGUGCCCAGGUGCAAUGGCUCCCUAGUCAGAGUGACCUGUAGUCAGACCACAGUCCAAGUGCCUACAACACCUGCCAGCCCAGGGAAAGACUGGGGGGGGGGGGGGUUCCGGAUUCCAAAGAAGGGGGAGCGGCAGCAGCAGGGAGAGGCCCCCAAGGGCACCUGCCACCAGCACUCAGACUACCCCUACCUGGGCCUAGGCCGAGCUCCAGCCAAGGAACGCACAAAAAGCAAAUUAAAACCUGACACUGAGAAUGACGGGUAUGUCCCCGAUGCAGAAAUGAGUGACUCGGAGAGUGAGGCCUCGGAGAAGUGUGUCCAUGCCAGCAGCACCAUCAGCAGGAGGACAGACAUCAUCAGGAGGAGCAUCCUGGCCUCCUGACCCCUGGCCUGUCGCCAUGUGCCGGGGAGGUCUGGUGGCGGGGACAAGCAGAAGCCCUUUAUUCCUU